AGGCCAAGAGAUUCACUCAUCUUCAUCUUUCUGUUAUAAAACAAAUGUAAUGAAACUGAAGGAUGAAUUGAAAAUAUGAUUUAAUUCCAGUUUAGGCGUUGCUGCCGGUAUUAGAAGAAAAACAGGCACCUUUGAAAAUAAAAAUGUUUUUAUACCAUUUAAUACUGUUUUUUCUGUGUUAUCUGAAUUAAAUUACACGUGUAUCAUCAGCCACAAAGGAGUGUCGCAGGUCCCUCCUCCCAGCAGCUGUUGGACUUCCGUCACAGCUCCCAACAAACUCAAUAAAGUAUUUACAUCCUGCUGGUAUUUGCAGUUUUUCCAUUUUUGCUAAAUAGUCUGUUGUUGUUGGUUUUUAAGCACAAAUAUACAGCAUUUUGUGCACCAAUAAUCCUACUCAGCUGCACAUUUCUGUGAGUCCUGCUUUUUUAAUGUUGGAAAUCUGCCUCUACAGUCUCUUAAUUGUUGUUUUUUUAAAUUUCAUAUUCUUUACUUUUGUGUGAAUCUGCAUGCUCCGCCUGUCCCGGUGAGGGACAAUAAAGGAUAUCUCUAUUCUAUUCCAUUAAAGACACAUUUACGUUCAUAUUCCACACUGAAGUAAGCCAAACUCUAUUUUAAAAUCAUGUAAUUUAAGGAUUUUUCGUAAUGUUUAUUAUCCAAUGCGCGACGCCUUCAGUAGAUUCAGCAGAAAAUCAAUAAAUGUACUUUUAUUCACUUUCCGCUUCCCUUUCCCGACCAGUGCCUGCGGGAUAAGCCAAUUACGUCACUUCCUCUAUCCACAUUAGCGGUUUGGUUGCUAAGCUAACUGGCCACUGAGAGCGGGAACUCCUAAAAAAAUGGCUGAUUUAAGCACUUUCAGGAAUGAAGUGGCGCUCGUCGUCAACAGCCUGGCCAGGGCGGUGGUGACGGAGAUUUUCAGCGCUGUGGAGGGAGCUUCUUUAAACAGACAAAGCCUCGAAGCCGAGGAGAAACUCGGCGCUCUCGUCGAGCAUCUCUGUUUUGAAGCUGUGGAGAAAAUCCUGAAGCUGGUCAAUCUGAGCGUUAUGAAGAGCGGCGAGAACGUGGGCCAGAUGCAUGAUGGGAGUGAGGAUGUUUCAGAGACAGCCGGAGGCGAAGGCGGCGGUGGCGCUCCCUUCCCCCCCUCAAAGCAGACCUACAUCUUGGUUUAUGAGAACGCCGCCGCAGACUCACAGUGUGUGCUGGUGUCACUGGAGAGUCACGCUAACGGUGGAAAUGAAAGCACGUGUGAUGUAACAGGUCAGGGGACAGAGCUCUCCCCCUCCUCGUCUGCGCCUCAGGCCGAUGACCACGAGUACGCUCGCUCGACGUCGCCUCCAUCCAGCAGUGCCUCAGCGGCAGUGGGUGGGGUCAGGAAGAGGCCUCGCGGCCGGAGGAAGAGAGCUCGAAUCGUGGUGUCUGGUGAGGCAACAGAGACUCACCUACAGUGCUCGCACUGCGCCAUGUUGUUUCCAAACAGCGAGCGGCUCGCCGACCACGAGAAGAAGGCUCACCCGGCGUGCUCGGUGUGUGGCCUGCGGUUCACUGGUGUCCUGAAACUGCGUGAACACGAGCUGAAAAAUCACGGGCUGCUGCCGUACAUCUGCGACUUCUGCCCGAAGAGGUUUAACCACAAGGCGCAUCGCGACCUGCACGUGAAGGCGCGGCACACCGGCGAGAAGAGCUGCCACUGCGACAUCUGCGGAAAGGGCUACGCCUGCGUGAGCGUGCUGAAGACGCACCGCAUCACGCACUUCGACAAGUCGUUCAUCUGUGACGUCUGCGGGAAGGGCUUCUACCACGCCUGCCACCUGACACGCCACAAGCUGGUGCACCAGGAAGUGCGGCCGUUCCGCUGCCCCACCUGCGGGAAGGGCUUCACGCAGGCCGCCAACCUGCGCAGCCACCAGGCGACGCACACUGGCGAGCGGCAGCUCUGCUCUAUCUGCGGCAAGAGCUUCCGCUGCCUGAAAAACCACGUCAUCAGCAAACAUUCGCACGAGCUGCCCGCCGACGAGCUGCCCGCUGUCGACGCAAUCGUUAGCUGCGAGGUCUGCGGCAAGAAGUUCCCGAACCCAUCGCAGUACCGCGCACACCAGCGGAGCCACACCGGGGAGAAACCUUUCCACUGCGACAUCUGUGGGAAAAGCUACCGUCUGAAGGAGCUGCUGCGCGACCACCGCUACACACACACUGGGGAGAAACCGUACCGCUGCUCGCUGUGCCCCAAGACCUUCAACCUCGCCACAAGCUUCAUGAGGCACCGCAGCAUCCACAGCGGCGAGAUGCCGUACAGCUGCCGCGACUGCGGUAAACACUUCCGCCUGUUCACCUUUCUCAAGGCUCACCUGCAGACCAAAGCUCACGUGAAGCAGACAGGAGCGCAGGGAAACGCCCCCCCGCCAAUCAGCAGCAUCGAACAGGAGGUGGUCCCGGACGGAUCCAUGAUUGCUGCCCAGCUGGUGUCGAAUCUUUAAAGCAAAACGAUGAAACCGUAAACACAAACGGCAAGUGGGAGAACUCGCCGUUUGUGUUUACAGUGUUUAAGAACUGCAAGAACUCAGCGGCCACAGUCGCACUCUGCACCGGAGCUGUGAGGCGUGGCGCCGCGUGGUCGUUAAACUCGUAUCUGUUUGGUAAUAACUUAGUUAUUACUGAUGUGUCAUGUGGCGUCUGUUUAUUUUGAAAACAAACUCAGAUCAGAAAUGAUCGCCAUGCCAAAUUUCAAUAUAAAUGAAGAAUGACGUUUGCAUUAUUUGGGGCGUGGCCUCUUUGACAGGUGAAUGACUGUUCUUUAUAUACAGUCUGAUUCCAGCCCACAUGCACACAGAGUUCCUCUGCACUUUCAGAAUAGAGCGCCUGCAGUUUUCCUGUCUGACCAGUUGUCCUGCUUUGUGACCUUUGACCUCUGUUGUGUCGGCCGUGCCCCUCUGUGAUAGCUGCUCAUGUAAUCCAGCUGUUUUCCAGCUGAACAGAGGUGAGAUUAAAGGAUCCAAUCAGCAGAUAAUCCUGACCCUUUGUGUUUGAACAGUUUAAUCACCGUGGCGACCGCUGAUUGCUACUGUUGUCUCUGUUUACCUGUUAAAGACCGCCAUGUUUUCCAUGUCAGCGUGUCAGAGCUGCAGCUGUUAAUCCCAGUUUCGAUGCGGGCUAAUAAUGGUGACAGCUUAUUGGCUGACAGGCAUGCGAGGAGCCGCAGAUUUAACGUGGACGUCGGCGAGCUGGUCAGGCACUCAGACGCUCACAGGGUUAAAGCUGAAGUGUCGCUGACAGCGGGAAUCAGCUGUUUACGUCAGAUUAAUCGUGUCUUUUGUCAUGUUUUACUGUUGUUAUCCACACAGGAAACACUCGGCGGUAACUUCCUGUCUCUAAUCUUUGAAAGCCUCGUGUUUCAGCUCGUCUCUUUAUAAACAUAAAGACAUAAAGAAAAUUCUGAGAAUAAAAAAAGUGGAAAUGUGCAGAUUACAGUAGAUGUUUGCGCAGCUGACCAGCCAUCCUGUGAUACAGCAUCCGUGCUCCUUAUUGGUCGAGGCUGUAACCAUGGAUAUCUGUCCACUGCAGACAUUUCAUUUUGUACAAAUCCAGCAGCUUCUCUUCAGCGUCCUUGUGCUCAUCGCCGGCUGAAAGACAAAUCACCUCCUUCCUUUAGCUAAAACUGAGUCUGAAGUAUGACCUCACGCACUCGAUGACAAACGGCCUUCCUGUUUGACCCGUUUGGUCUUGUGUGCGAUCUUCAGACCUCGCUCUGACAUUUUAAUAAAACACGCAGAAAGGAAGUUGUGUUUUGCACGCUCUGCUUGUUUCUGUGCCGCAGGUUUUUCCACAUCUGUGGACACUCGGCUCACAGAGCCUCCUUUAGAAAUGCAAAACACCCAAACUGCUCGCAUAGGCGUGACUUUACAGGCGUGCCACCACUUUUAAAUAUCUGCAGGUUUUAAUGUGAGCAGGCGGCUUCAUGAGGACGCUCAGCCGGGGACACCUUAGUCCAAAUUUAAAUGGUUUCUGUAUGUUCACAAAGGAAGUGAUGUAACCGUUAACAAUAAGAAGACAAGACAGGAAAUUGUUUGUAGUUUAAUAAAUAAAUGUGACAAUAAAAAGUGAACACGAGCAGAUUAAAGUUGACAAAGGAGCUUGCAAAGAAAAGCGUCUGGACUUCUUUAAGUUACUUGAAGACGUUUCACCUCUGA
Molecule: messenger RNA, 4181 nt
Organism: Haplochromis burtoni (Burton's mouthbrooder)
Lineage: Eukaryota; Metazoa; Chordata; Actinopteri; Cichliformes; Cichlidae
Product: zinc finger protein 708
Exons: 5
Coding region: 834-2471 (545 amino acids)
Biological process (GO): regulation of transcription by RNA polymerase II
Cellular component (GO): nucleus
Molecular function (GO): DNA-binding transcription factor activity, RNA polymerase II-specific; RNA polymerase II transcription regulatory region sequence-specific DNA binding
Source: RefSeq, a predicted model, not a curated record